This is a messenger RNA of Toxotes jaculatrix (banded archerfish), 1699 nucleotides long. It is a transcript of the gene mrpl2, whose product is annotated as mitochondrial ribosomal protein L2. Gene Ontology annotation, biological process: cytoplasmic translation. Gene Ontology annotation, cellular component: ribosome. The transcript is spliced from 8 exons. NCBI's taxonomy places the organism in Eukaryota, Metazoa, Chordata, Actinopteri, Toxotidae. The coding region runs from base 174 to 1067 and encodes 297 amino acids. Gene Ontology annotation, molecular function: RNA binding; structural constituent of ribosome. The record is from RefSeq and is a predicted model, not a curated record.
AUCUCACAAAUACUCAACUUUAGCUUUUACAGUUUGUUGUUAAUAAAGGAGAAAACGGACCUCUGACUGUUGGAGUUUACGUCAUCGGUGCGCGACGUCGCGUGCGGUACUGUGAAGGACAGCCGACGAGAAGCUUGGGAUGAUAUAAGUUAGAAAUAAAGGAGGACGUUGUGAUGGCGUUGUCGUGUCUAACUCGAGCUCUGCGCUUCCUGACAGUCUCCCAGCCUGCUCUGCUCUCCUCGCAGGCGGUUGCACAGCCAAGGAUAGGAGCACAGGUGCCCACCACAGGGGGUCAGUACAGAGGCUUCCUGACCACAGCCCCCCUGGAGCAGAACAAGACAUUUUGGAAGCAGCGGGAGAAGUACACCAUCAAGCCAAUAGGAAUGAAAAAGACAGGAGGACGAGAUCACACAGGAAAGAUACGGACACAUGGCAUCGGCGGUGGCCAUAAACGAAGAUACCGGUGGAUAGACUUCCAGAGACUGCGCUAUGAAGAAGGCAAAGAAGCCCAGCCCUUCGAAGAGAAGGUUGUGGAAGUGCGAUACGACCCAUGCAGAUCAGCUGACAUCGCUCUGGUAGCUGGAGGCAGUCGUAAGAGAUGGAUCAUCGCUACAGAGAACAUGCAGGCUGGAGACGUCAUUAAAACAUCUGGAGUUAUUGGACGCAUGGCAGUCUUAGCCAAUGAAGGUGACUCCUACCCACUGGGAGCUCUCCCUGUGGGGACACUGGUGAACAACCUGGAGAUACAACCAGGGAAGGGAUCAGAGUACAUUCGUGCUGCAGGCACGAGUGGCGUUUUGCUCCGUAAAGUAAACGGAACGGCGAUCGUUCAGCUGCCUUCAAAGCAGCAGGUUCAGGUACUGGAGACCUGCAUGGUAACGGUUGGACGUGUAUCCAACAUUGACCACAACAAACAGAUCAUCGGCAAAGCCGGUCGCAAUCGAUGGUUUGGCGUUCGCCCUUCGAGUGGCUUGUGGCAGAGGAAGGGAGGCUGGGCAGGACGCAAGAUUAAACCGCUGCCUGCGAUGAAGAAUUACGCCAACCUGCCCUCAAUCACAGCUAAAUAACACAACAGGAGUGGGCAUGGGUUUGGGACUGGAGAUUGUUGUCUCUUGUUUAUCAUCGCCUUGUAAUAUUAUUGAUUGCUCAGAGAAAAGAAAUAUAAAUAAAGACAAACAGUUUGUACAGAAGAUUAAAAAUUUUAUUAAACACAACUGCUUGUGAGAGCAUGGAAAGAAACAAAACAAUAUAAAAAUCCAAAACAUAUUUACAUCUAUAGUAAAACAUGCAGAGUAACCCAUAUUUUUAGUGGUAAAUUUAAAAAUACUGUCAUGUCAUUUAAAAUAGUUUGUGCAAAGACACUGGGUGGCAUUUCAAGUAACAGGAGCAAUGAGAUGGCAUGUGAUAAUCCUUGUAGUUUGACCAUCGAUGAACAACAUUAACACUGGUGUUAGAGUUCUUUGUUUUGUUUUUUUUGCAGUGCUAAAUUAUGGUGACAGAGUUAGGCAUGCCCGCUCAUUGAUCCAGCCUUGUAAAACACCCCCAUGCUACCUCUAGAUUUAGGGCAAAAAAAAAAAAAACUCGAGGUCAAAUACAUUGAAAUCCACUUGUCAAUAUGCCCAUUUAGCAUUUAAAAGGCUCACAUGACAAAUUCCCUCAAACAACUCUGCCCUGGCAAACACUUCACAGCCCGAGUUUA